UUCAGAGAUCUUGACACUAAACAUUGGAAUCCUCACAAGAACCCCUGUUCUUACAGAUUCUGCGUUUUAAUGUGACACUCCUUCGUGGUUUUUGACAUUGUAGGGUAUAUCUGGUGUGAGCCUGACCAGUUAUCAGGUGGAGAUUCUGGGGAAUAUGGCCUGCACACUGGACCCCUCCUACAUCCAGAACUCUCACCCUCUCAUUUUGGAGAAACUGAAGAACUGUGGAGAUCUUUCUGAUUCUCAGAUCACUGCUGUACAGUCUUUGCUCCUCAGUGGGAACACCGCUUAUGGUAAUCCCUCAACGUGGAAUGAGCAGACCGUGGAGCAACUCAGCAUCCUGGCUGUCUAUUUCAAAUCAGACCUCUGCAACACACUUAGCUUUAAUGUAAGGAGGAAGUUCUUUUCAGUCCUGAGGAAGCAGAAGAUCCCGAUGAAGAAGCUAAGGACAUUCUUUACAGAAUGCAACUCAGAAAGCGCUACAGUGAGCAACAUCACAGCGGUGACAAUUGCAGAUGCGUCGUUUCCUUUCGGCUUUAACUCCACCCAGUUUGAUCUGUAUCUGGACAUCGCUGUCCUGCAGAACAACCUGGCAGCCAUCACUGAGAAAGUGGUGGACACCAGCUUCCAGACCGUCAUUCUGAACAAGUUAAACCAGAUUUACCCAUCAGGCCUUAAUGAUGGUGUGCUGCAGCUACUGGGUUCCGCUUCUCGUGUGGCAACAACUGAUGACAUUAGCAAGUGGAACAUUACCAUAAUUGACACACUGUCCUCUUUGAUGGACUCAAAUGGUGGACUCUGGGAACCAGAAAAGAGUAAAGCGGUGAUUAUGAGGUAUCUGAGCAUGGGGAAUCCCUCUCUGGGAAGUACCGAAAUAAAUGUAGUUGGUUCCAACAUCUGUACUUUAGACAUCAGUGUACUGGAAAGUAUCACUGCUGAGAGUCUGAAGGCAGUCCUGUCUCCAGAUCUGUCCUCAUGUUCCAUUGAGCAGAAAUCUGCUCUGUACAUCAUCGCCAACUCUUCAUUCAGCAAUCAACGCAGCAAUGCCAAAACCUACUACCAACUCAUGAGUCCUUACCUGGGUGGAGCUCCACUGGAGGACAUACAAGCCCUUUCAACUCAUAACAUCAGCAUGGACAUCACCGUGUUCACUAGUCUGAGCUCUGCUGUUCUUAAGGCCCUGAAUGUGAUGACAGCGCAAGCUCUAAUGGGGGUAAAUGUGGCUGACUUGAAGCUGUUUGAGCACUCUUCAGUGGUUCAGUCCUGGGUGUCACAACAGAACCAGUCUGAUUUAGAUAUGCUGAAUAUUGGCAUCAUCAAAACCAACAGCAAUAAUUAUACUGCCAUCAUCAGUACAGCCACUCCUAGUACCAGAACAGCUACUGACACUGCCAUAUCUAGUGUCACCAAUUUUACUACAAUGACUACAAUUAUCAACAUACCUGCCACUACCAACACCAAACUCACCACCACUGCUUUCCCCACUACAAGUUUCAAAAUCACCCCUUCUAUUGGAACAAAUGUCAACACGCCUGCCACUACCAAUACCAUCCUAACCACUACUGCAUCCCCCACUAAAGGUUUUGAAAUCAGCACUUCUGUGGGAACAAAUGUCAACACGCCUGCCACUACCAAUACCAGCCUAACCACCACUGCAUCCCCCACCACAAGAUUUGAAAUCACCCCUUCUAUUGGAACGAAUGUCAACACGCUUGCCAAUACCAAUGCCAGCCUAACCACCACUCACUACUCUUGGAACAACUGUCAACACGCCUGCGACUACCAAUACCAGCCUAACCACCACUACAUCUGCCACUACAAGUUUUGA
Pangasianodon hypophthalmus (striped catfish) is the source of this 1828-nucleotide messenger RNA. RefSeq names its product mesothelin-like protein. Lineage: Eukaryota; Metazoa; Chordata; Actinopteri; Siluriformes; Pangasiidae. The record is from RefSeq and is a predicted model, not a curated record. Gene Ontology annotation, biological process: cell-matrix adhesion. The coding region runs from base 155 to 1828 and encodes 557 amino acids. Gene Ontology annotation, cellular component: cell surface. The transcript has 10 exons.